This is a messenger RNA of Carassius carassius (crucian carp), 1725 nucleotides long. Its product is annotated as zona pellucida sperm-binding protein 4-like. Bases 25 to 1686 code for a protein of 553 amino acids. NCBI's taxonomy places the organism in Eukaryota, Metazoa, Chordata, Actinopteri, Cypriniformes, Cyprinidae. The record is from RefSeq and is a predicted model, not a curated record. Gene Ontology annotation, molecular function: acrosin binding; structural constituent of egg coat. Gene Ontology annotation, cellular component: egg coat. Gene Ontology annotation, biological process: prevention of polyspermy; binding of sperm to zona pellucida. The transcript is spliced from 9 exons.
CACUUUGUGAUUAGGUGUUGAACAAUGGCUGGAAGUUGGUGUUUGGUUCAGAUUUUGCUGAUUUGUGCUUUCUGUCAUGCUGUUCCACAGUGGAGUAAAUCGCUUCAGGAUGCUCAAGCUCUGAUGAUCCAGCAAACUGACCAGCAGUUCCAGCUCCAGAAGCCAGUUCAACAGCUAGCUAACCAGCAGUUUCCGCUUCAGAAGCCAGUUCAACAGCUAGCUAACCAGCAGUUUCCGCUUCAGAAGCCUGUUCAACAGCUAACUAACCAGCAGUUUCCGCUUCGGAAGCCAGUUCAACAACUACCUAAACUGCAGUUUCCACUUCAGAAGCCAGAUCAACAGCUAGCUAACCAGCAGUUUCCACUUCAGAAGCCCGUUCAACAACUACCUAAACUACAGUUUCCACUUCAGAAGCCAGUACAACAGCUAACGAACCAGCAGUUUCCACUUCAGAAGCCAGUUCAACAGCUAACGAACCAGCAGUUUCCACUUCAGAAGCCAGUACAACAGCUAACGAACCAGCAGUUUCCACUUCAGAAGCCUGUUCAACAGCUAACUAACCAGCAGUUUCCACUUCAGAAGCCACCAGUUAAACAGUUUCAGAAGCCAGUAGUGCAGGCAGAGCCCCUUGAUAAAUGCGCUGUAGCUGAUUCUGAGCAGAUCCAAUGUGGUCUACCUGGGAUCAGUGGUGCUGAGUGUGAAGCUAUCAACUGCUGCUUUAACGGACAGCAGUGUUUCUAUGGGAGGGCAGUGACCGUCCAGUGUAUUAGAGAUGGUCAGUUUGUGGUAGUGGUGUCUAGAGAUGUUACUCUGCCUCGACUGAGUCUGGAUUCGGUUCAUCUACUGGGUGGAAAUGGCCCACCUUGUGCUCCCGUGGGGUCCACACCUUCCUUUGCUAUAUACCAGUUCCCUGUGACCGCAUGUGGCACGAGUGUGAUGGAGGACAGCGGAUAUGUGGUGUAUGAAAACCGAAUGACCUCUUCGUAUGAAGUGGGGAUUGGACCUUAUGGUUCCAUCACAAGGGACAGUCAUUUUGAGUUUCUCUUCCAGUGUAGAUACUCGGGAACUUCUGUGGAAGCUCUGGUUGUGGAGGUCAACCCUGUUCCUCCACCUCCACCAGUAGCUGCUCCUGGACCUCUCAGGGUUGAGCUCAGACUGGCCAAUGGCCAAUGUGUCACCAAAGGCUGUGCUGAAGGGGAUGAGGCCUACACGUCCUACUACAAUGAUGCUGAUUAUCCCAUCACAAAAGUCCUGCGGGAGCCUGUGUAUGUUGAGGUGCUCAUUAUGGAGAGGACUGACCCCAACAUUGUCCUGAUGCUGGGACAUUGUUGGACUACUUCAACCCCCAGUCCACUCAGUCUCCCCCAGUGGGACCUUCUGAUCGACGGAUGCCCUUACCGGGACGAUCGCUAUUUGACCACACUGGUUCCAGUGACUGGAUCGUCUGGUCUUCAGUUCCCAACCCACUACAAGCGCUUUGUUGUGAAGAUGUUCACAUUUGUAGAUCCAGCAUCACUGGCUGCUCUGCAGGAAACUAUCUUUAUCCACUGCAGUACAGAGGUGUGCCAUCCAUCAUCUGGCUCUUGUGAACAAAGCUGCACCAGGAAACGGAGAGACACUCGUAUCAAGGCUGUCUCUGGGGAGCAGACUGUGGUUUCUAGUGGAGAAGUAACUCUGGUCAUGUAAAUCUAGUACUUUUAAUAAACCUUGCAGAACCCCGAGGUA